GAAUGGUAGGAGCAUGCAGUCAGACUUCCUAGGUUUCCGUACAUGCUCUUGUUUAGUUCGUAUGUGCUGUGCGAUCGAAGCCGACCUCUUUUCUCACUCAAUAUCCUUAUAUAGUGUGAAGAUCUGUUAUGAUCCGGUUUCUUGGCAGGAGUGGGCAGGGAAUGUGAGUCAGUAUUCCAAGAGUUAAAUCUUUCCCGGGAAGCCAAGGAGGCAGACGUGUUCACUCUCACACGCUGACGCACGCGCUCGCUGUUUCUGCUGGCUGGAUUACAUCGUGUCUGUGUGAAAGAGAGCUGCGUUGCUUCAUCUGCAAGUCUGUCCGAGCGAUCCCGCAAUCUUUCAAGUUCAAGAAGAAUGCUGCGCCGGGGCUGAUACACGCGCGCAUACACAUUCAUACCGAGCAAACCUUCUCGGAGGAUGGCCACUGCUGUGUUUCAGGUUUCAAGCCCGUGUGUUCCUGUUGCCAACUAUGAACUGGCUCCCAGCAAUGACCUGCCUCUGAAACAUGUAGAGACAACCGGCUCAACGAAAUCCACCAAAAGCAUGGAGUCUCGACGCAGACCAUCCAGGAGUUUGAGUUUAAUCCAGGCCAUGGAUGAAAACUAUGAGGUGGAUCUGGUCUACAUCACAGAACGCAUCAUAUCUGUGACGUUCCCAAGUUCGGCAGAGGAACAGAGCUACAGCGCUAACAUAAAGGAGGUGGCCAGCAUGCUACGCUCCAAACAUGGAGACAACUAUUUGCUCUUCAACCUCAGCGAGAAGCGAUAUGAUAUCUCCAAACUCAACCCUAAAGUGCUGGAUUUUGGCUGGCCGGACCAUCACGCUCCAGCCCUGGAUAAGAUCUGCAGCAUCUGCAAAGCUAUGGACACAUGGAUGAAUUCAGACAGUCACAAUGUGGUGGUCUUACACAAUAAGGGAAACCGAGGUCGAACCGGGGUGGUUGUAGCCGCUUACAUGCAUUACAGCAACAUAUCAGCGAGUGCAGAUCAAGCCCUGGACAGGUUUGCCAUGAAGAGGUUUUAUGAAGAUAAAGUGCUUCCUGUAGGUCAACCCUCCCAGAGAAGGUAUGUGCAGUAUUUCAGCGGUCUGCUCUCUGGCCACAUCAAAAUCAACAACAAGCCUCUGUUUCUCCAUCACGUCAUAAUGCACGGGAUCCCCAACUUUGAGUCCAAAGGGGGUUGCCGCCCUUUUCUCAAGAUCUACCAGGCGAUGCAGCCCGUCUACACAUCUGGGAUCUAUAAUGUCCAGGGAGACAGUCAGACCAGCAUCUGUAUCACUAUUGAGCCUGGCCUGCUUCUCAAAGGAGACAUACUGCUCAAGUGUUACCACAAACGGUUCCGCAAUCCGUCCCGUGACGUCAUCUUCCGUGUGCAGUUUCACACAUGUGCCGUUCAUGACCUGGGAAUCGUCUUCGGCAAAGAUGAGCUGGAUGAGACUUUUAAAGAUGACAGAUUUCCUGAAUACGGAAAGGUGGAGUUUGUCUUUUCAUUUGGUCCAGAAAAAAUCCAGGGAAUGGACCACCUUGAAAAUGGGCCUAGUGUUUCAGUGGACUACAAUACGCAAGACCCUCUGAUCCGAUGGGAUUCCUAUGAGAACUUUAACCAGCGCUGUGAAGAUUCAAUGGAGGACGUGAUUCACACACAAGGUCCCUUGGAUGGUAGCCUCUACGCUAAAGUUCGGAAGAAAGACUCUUUGGAGGGAGGAGUCACAACCAAUGGUCUUCCAGCCACUGCCGAUCACUCUUUACCUGCUGUAGACCACACCCUACCCCCAGUCGACCACGCCUUGUCUGUCAGCAGUGACUCGGGCAACUCCACAGCAUCCAUCAAGACUGACCGCACCGAUGAAGCCAGUCAGCAGCCGGCCUUGGUGAGUCAGCCGUCCUCCCAGCCCCUCAGCCCAGAGGAAAAACAAGAGCUGGAUCAGUUGCUCAGUGGUUUGGAAGCACCAAUGCAUCGGACAGGUUACCAGAGCACCUCUGGGAGCGGAGGGGGUGGGGUCCUGCACCUUGUCCCUGCCCAGGUUCAUGUGAACGGACAUAACAACGUAGACAGAGAAACGGAUAUUCUUGACGAUGACCUGCCUAACAGUCAAGAAGGAAACAGCGUGGACAGUCUUGGAACCCUGUCUUCAUUCGAGGGCAGAGCCACUCCAGCUGACCUGUACUACCAAUCGGAAACGGUCAUUAAUGGGCAAGAUGUGCCCUACUUGGAGAAGAGUGUCCAUGUGAAAGUGCCACAGCCUAAAGUUCCUGUCCAUGGCUCCUUAUCUGCCCAGGAUAACUUGGGAGCUCCUAGUGGCUAUGCCAUCCAGAACGGCAACAUCUAUCGAUCGCAGUCAUUUGGGGCAACCCUCGGCACAGAUCAGAAAUAUAUGCCUAAAGCUCCCGCUCGCACAACAAGCAGUAGGGAUGCAGUGCAAAGGGGACUGAAUGUGUGGCAGCAGUAUGGCGUUCCAGAGGUCCCUGUUACAGAUGGGGUCACCUUCAAUCCUGUACUGCAAUCGCACAGCCUGCCCGAGUUUCCUCACAUGGCGUCACAGCAAGACAUUGAGCAGUCCAUUGAGGCACUCAACAUGCUUAUGUUGGAUCUUGACCCGGCACUUACCCAAGUGCCCAAGUCCCACAGCGCCCCAUCCGGGGACGGUGGUGUAGUCACCACUCAGCCGUCUUUCGGUCAGAGCCAGACACGGCCUUCCUUCCAGGCUGACGCGGCCAUUCACGAGCGUGGAAUAGCCUCUUCGGUGGGAUACCCUCUGGUCCAUCAACACUUCUCAUCUGCGUCCCCAGAGCCACAGCAGCCGGUCAUCAACCAACAGAGACCCACAACCUUAUCCCAGCAUGCUUCCUUUCCCUCUGAGACUGAGGCUGCUCACAUGUCCCAGUCAACAGUGCCUUCAUCCACCUUUGGAGUUCUCCAGCUGAAACCCCUAAACAUCUACCCCUCCAGUACCACCUCCCAGUCCCCUGAGCCGCUGGAGAGCCAGCGUAGCUACUCUGCCUCCUCAUCUCCUCUGCCCAGAGAUACCGAACAAGAAGAUGGCAACUACAGAUUGGAGGGUCUGGUAGCUCACCGUGUAGCUGAGUACACCGCUCGUAUCCGAGGCAUCAGUGACCGUCCGGGUGUUCCUGUGCUCGGCCACCGGCGGCGUUCUAUCUCCUUCAGUGGAGUAGUCCAGUCUGGUGAAAUGUCACCCAGUGACGCUUCGGCUCCCGGACGGCGUCGGACCGCCAGCGAGAGUCUGUCCCAGGAAGAGAGUCCGACCAGAGGAAGUUCAGUCCGCUCCCCCAUCCGCUGCAUCUCACCUGAGCUGGCCAAUACAAUCGCUCUGAAUCCAGGGGGGCGGCCUAAGGAGAAGCACAUGCACAGCUACAGAGAAGCGUUUGAGGAAAUGGAUGGGGGGCCCGUCAGCCCCCCUCCGAGCUUCGGUGGUGAGGCUCUACCCCAAACCCCUGCCUUCCCUGUCUCGCCACAAACCCCUUACUUCAACCUGUGUCGAUCCCCUCCAGGAUUGGCAAAAACACCACUGUCCUUUUUGGGCCUAAAGCCUCACAAUCCUGCUGAGAUACAGUUGAACCAGGCGGGCUCAGAGCCUCGCAGCUAUGUGGAGUCUGUGGCCAAAGCCGCGGCAGGGGCGGGCGGUCCACCAGCUUCACCCGUGUCCAUGACAUAUGACAGCGACAGCUUAGCUCGCCCCACCGCUGCGUCCCACGCCCUGAACUCACCACUUUCCUCCAGCAGUCCCAUUCAGAGUCCUGAUGCAGUUGAAAGCACAUUGGUCGAUAGUGGGGUGGGGAUGAAUUCUCUAUCUCAGCCUGCCAUUGAUACCUAUCACUCCCAGCAUCCCGAAAACAUGUACCGAAUGCCCACACCCUCCUACCCCACAUCUCACAGCAUGCUGGGUAACUAUAUCACCCCUGAUUUCAGCCCCUCCCUACCAGAGAGCGUACAAAACAUGGCCACGACAACCCAGCCAAUCACCGGGAGCACUGCAACAAGACACUACGAUCUCAUGCCCGACGUGACAUCCGGCCCUGGCUUUCAGCACCGAAUAACCAAUCAAGACAGCCCGGUUCUGGGCCGACAGCCAACCCCAGCUAACGGUCACCCGCCGGGAAUUCCGGGUAGCCCCAUGCAAGUGAGACACACAAUGGUGUCCCAGGGAACGCAGAGCAGUCCGAUGAUGUCUAGACAAUACCCCGCCAACCAAGGGACUCCGGGUAGUCCGAUCCUCAGCAGACAGCCAUCGGGUCAACAAGCUGUUCAGAGCAGCCCGGUUCUCAGCAGACAGCCGGCCAUGAUGAUGCCCAGUCAAAGCAGCCCUGUGUUGGGCAGACAGCCGUCCGUUACGCAGGGCAGUCAAGGCAGCCCUGUCCUGACCAGACAGUCCUCACUGACACAUCAGGGCAGCCCUAUUUUAGGACAUCACCCGUCGAUGACGCAGGCGACCCAGGGCAGCCCCAUUCUGGACAGGCACCCAAUGUACAGCGGCUACAAUACUCCGGACGAGAGACACGGAGCGCUGUCACGCCAAAGCAGCUCCUCUGGAUACCAGCCGCCAUCAACACCUUCCUUCCCCGUCUCUCCGGCCGGAUACAUGGAUGGAGUGGGAUUCAGACAAGGCAGCCCCGGCCCGCAACCUCAGCUUCCCGAGAAGAGACGCAUGUCGAGCGGCGAACGCCCCAACGGAGGUUUGUCUUACGGGACGCUUAACGGGAAAAUGUCCUCGUCGAUGUCCAGCAGCGGCAGCACCCCAAGCGUCCAUUUCUUUCACACGCUUCCUGAUUUCUCCAAACUCAACAUGUGUGAUGGAAGUCCAGAGACAAGGAUGAAUGUAAAGUUUGUCCAGGACACAUCGAAAUUCUGGUAUAAACCAGACAUCUCCAGAGACCAAGCGAUCAACAUGUUGAAGGACGAAGACCCUGGAGCUUUUGUUAUUCGAGACAGUCAUUCAUUCAGAGGUGCCUACGGCUUGGCCAUGAAAGUUGCUUCACCGCCUCCAACUGUGCAGCCCACAAAGAAAGCUGGAGAUGUCACCAAUGAGCUGGUGAGACAUUUUCUAAUUGAGACGAGUCCAAAGGGUGUGAGACUGAAGGGCUGCCCCAAUGAACCGUACUUUGGCUGUUUGUCUGCGCUGGUUUACCAGCACUCCAUCACUCCACUGGCUUUACCCUGCAAACUCGCCAUACCAACCAGAGAUCCUCUGGAGGAGUCGCCUGAGACCGCGACACCAACUAACCCUGCCACUGAGAUGCUCAAACAGGGCGCAGGGCAGAAGAGCUCUACUGAAGCCCAUGCAUGCAAUGUUUUGUAUAUAAACUCUGUGGAUAUGGAGUCUCUGACUGGGCCUCAGGCCAUUGCUAAGGCAAUUUCAGAAACGAUGGCAACCAGCCCGGCACCCACAGCCACCAUUGUUCAUUUCAAGGUGUCGGCACAAGGCAUCACGCUUACUGACAACCAGAGAAAGCUUUUCUUCAGACGUCACUACCCCAUAAACACAGUCACCUUCUGUGAUAUUGAUCCCCAGGAGAGAAAGUGGAGCAAACCAGACGGUGGGAAUGCAAAGUUCUUUGGCUUUGUGGCCAGAAAACAAGGUAGCACAACAGACAACGUGAGCCACCUGUUCGCCGAAAUGGAUCCUGAUCAGCCGGCCACAGCCAUCGUAAACUUCGUCUCGAAAGUGAUGAUCAGCUCUCAGAAGCGGUGAACGCUUCCCGUGCCAUGCCGCUCUCUUAAAGACUUUCUGUUUGUUUCGUUUGAGUUUUAUCAAGUUUCUGUUUUUCGUUCGUUCGGGUGAAAGUUGCGCGUACGUGUGUGACGGAGGGCAAUCCGGGUGGAAAUGAGGAAGCGGGAUAGUGGAAGUGCAGCGUGGGUGUUGAGGAAUGACGUGAAGAGGGGAGGUGGUCUUCAUCUCACUUUGAGCGGAAUUGGAAAUGUCGUCAGUGAUUUUGUCGCUCUUUUUUUAAGAAAAAAGGAAAAGAAAAAGUAAAAAUGAGGGUUGAAGAGGAUUAGACUUUGGGGCUGAUGUACCAAAGAUGAGAGCGCAGUCAGGACAAACCAGUCAUUAUUCACUAUAUAUAUCUUGGUAAGCCACGACUGAUUUGUCAAAACUGUACAUAAGAACUGAUACUUCCUUCUUAAAGCCGCUCUUGUUUCUCACGCUAGAAAUGCAAGACCACGCCAUAUCCAAACUAAAAACUUUUUCCGGUACUGUCUGGAAAAACUCAAAAAGACUCUUCUUGGGUAUUUGAAAUGUCCUGCAUGUGACAGACCUAUCAAAAACUGAAGACAGGUAUGAGAGAGAGCAGUAGUUGUCUGGUCAUUCCCACCCAUAAACCCUUAAGAAAACCUUGCGGGUUGUUGGAGGCAUCCUUUCAUUUUGUCGGCUUUUUGUUAACCUCCUUGUUCUGGUCCGCACACAUCCAGCGGCUGAGACCUGUGGUUUCACCGUGCAACUAAAGUAUCUUAUGGUGCAUUCAUUCACCUCAGAAAGUCACAAUUUCCAGUCUCUGACUUCCAGAGUCCUGUUCCAUUGCCCGACACUUAGGCCCUGUUUACACGAGAACGCUCGAGGGGGAAAACGUAAAAAUAUUUUAUCGGAUGUGCCUUUCGUUUAAACGGCGACAGUGUUUCUGGGGCUUAAAAACGCAAAAAAGUGGAACAACCCUCUAGAGUGGAAAUCUUAAAAACGCUCUCCCAUCGCUCUAGAGUCGGCUCACGGUGGCUUUCAUCGCUUACGCGUUUAUGUCACAGGCAAGCGCAAGUUCAGGAAAAUAACAACAAACAUGUUGGAUUAUUUUCAUACGUCGGACCUUCAAGUUGCCAUAGCAGCUCUGAUAAAUAUACAAGGUUCUUUCCAGCAGUUGUAUGAAAUAUUCACAGCUAGUAUUACUGAUCAGAGAAGGUGCAUUAAUUACCUCCAUCAAAUUGUUAAUGCGCCAAUUCGUCGGAGGCAAACAAGACGGAUUUGGUCGAGACCUGGGAGAACAAGGAAGAAGGUUGUAAACAGGUGUGUGGACUUGGUGUUGUUGUGUGUCAGUGCUUUACAUUGCCACCUAGCCGUCUGGAGUGCAUACUACAUCGCAUUUCACACACUUUUGCGUCACCAUAUGCACGCAGAUCCCCCCCCCCCAAAACGCUCGUAUAAACGCGGAAUAAAAAGUGAUAAUGCAACGCCACUUUUACGUUUUCUCUUCAGAUCGUUUCCGUGUAAACGUAGCCUUAGAUGAUUUAUCAUCAGAGACCCUGACUUAUCUCAACCAAAUUAAGGAUGUUAUUAUUUGCAAGCGUGUGUACAUUUACAUUUAUGCAUUUGGUAAAUGCUUUUAUCCAUAUCUAUGCAAUCGAAUAAAAGGUUCCAAGCAGAAAUUUGGAAAUUUUGACUUCUCAGGUUGAGUGCUUCAGGAUCUUUCAUGCACCUGCAUCAUGCAUCAGUCUUUAGUUGCUGGUUUGUUCACUACUAGUCUCAAGGUGACCUUGGGGUGAAGCAGGUGUCCAUCAUCCAAUGCUUUCUUUUCUUCAGAAUUGUGUAAGGUUUAACAGAAUGUGUGUGUCUGUCACAUAUCUACGCCUCUCUUAAAACACACUUACAGUUUCGUUCUACCCCAAAGGAAGCUAAGUAAAUAUAUAUAAAAAAAAUACUUCAAAUAAGUGAUUUUACUGAAUAUUUAUUGUAUUAUUUGCUACUUUUUGCUCCAUGUUAACUCAUUUACUCAUAGAUAUAUUGUAUAGUCUACAUAAAGAUUAGCCUUUGAAAUAAAUACUCUUUAUUUUGGCUAAUAUUUCAAAACCAUGUAAUUUUGAGAAGCAUAUAUGGUGUAAAGUGUAUGUAUUUGGAAAGCUUGUUAUUAUUUUCUUGUUUUUUCCUUCUGGUUUGAAUGAGAGUAGGGUUUAAAGUAAAAAAUUCAUUGUCGCUUUGGACGACCGUAUCAUUAUUAGAGAUUACAUCUGAAGAUUACAAAGUGAGUUGGCCGAUAUGUUUACUGCAAGAGGCUUUGUGUAAAGAAGAGUAAGGAAACAUGUCUUUAUUUUUGUAUUAUUAUUGUUAUUAAUAUUAUUUUUGCACCCUUUCCCCUUCCAGUAUUCAACCCAGCGUUCCCCAGCAGUCGGUCAUUUUUUAGGCAGAAUUCAGUAUUUUGUUUUAUACUGCCAUCGUGAGGAACUGUCAGGUAUUGCUAGUCAUGUUUGCCAUCUAUGCACCAUCCUUUACAUUCACAGAAUCCUUGUGAAAUGAAUCGAUUGAAAGUAAUACUGCAGUGUUUUAACUGUGAUUCGAGGAGAAAGUCCCCAUCGAUCCCUUAAACUGGUUUGAUACCCUCAUGUCCCGUGUCAGCCAGAAGAUAGAGGUGGCUUUAGGCUGAAUAAUGUUUUCGUUUUGUAUGUAAAUACUUCAUUUUUGCCAAAGAUUUUAUUUCACUUGUGUAUGCCUUAGUUUGAGAAAAGAUUAUUGUCUGGUUGUUUUUGGCAUGGGAGUCUUUUUUGACUCUAUAUGACUGUGUUUGGUUGUCAUGAUACCUUUUGUUUAGCCUUAAAAAAACUACUCCAAAAAAUGCAAAGCACUUAAAUAUUAGGAGCUGAGAAAUAAAAAAUAAAACUUAAAAUUAAUAAGGCCGCUUCACUUAGUCUAAUAGUCGUAGGCCGGGAUGAACAUUUCUGCAUUGAUUUUGUAAAAUCUGCUGAAUUCUGGAUGUAAAACGUGUUAAAUGAGUGUGCGUGUGCAACGCUCUUAUUGGUAGCCGAAAUAUGCAAUAAAGCAACUUGCAAGGAGCAGGGAAUGAAUGAACGAAUGGCAGAUUUUUCAUCUUUGCAGGUGUAAAUUCCUUUUGGGCCUGCAUGUGAAUGAUUAUGCACACUACUAGAUUACAUAUAAACUUGCUUUGCUUGCCUUUCUGGACAUUUCAUUGGAUGCAUAGGCUUAGAUGAACAGAUCACAUGCGUAGACUGAACCACAGAAAAAUAACGUAUGGCAGAUAUUGGCGGUCGGAGAAAGAUCUGCCACCGAAAUCAGCUCCCCACCUCUCAAUGUAUUAGCAGUGUUGUAUUAUUAUAUUUUUUUACGUCCACUUGUUAACAUACUUAGAAUGUGUGAAUGAGCUACUAUUGCUGUACAGAACCACGUCUUUUUAUUUGCGUUAUGUUUUACAGCCUCAUAUUGUAUUGUUUUGGCAAAAAAUACAUUAAAGAGCAAUCCAAAUCAGUUACAUUAAAGAAGUACACUGUUGCUAGAAAA
This is a messenger RNA of Paramisgurnus dabryanus, 9228 nucleotides long. RefSeq names its product tensin 1b (gene tns1b). Gene Ontology annotation, cellular component: focal adhesion. The record is from RefSeq and is a predicted model, not a curated record. Lineage: Eukaryota; Metazoa; Chordata; Actinopteri; Cypriniformes; Cobitidae. Gene Ontology annotation, biological process: fibroblast migration. Gene Ontology annotation, molecular function: protein binding.